Messenger RNA from Penicillium diatomitis, 801 nucleotides. RefSeq lists its product as uncharacterized. Lineage: Eukaryota; Fungi; Ascomycota; Eurotiomycetes; Eurotiales; Aspergillaceae. The transcript has 2 exons. The record is from RefSeq and is a predicted model, not a curated record. Bases 1 to 801 code for a protein of 266 amino acids.
AUGGCAGCUACGGGUGCUCAAAUGGGCUCGACAUGCAGCUUUUCAACUCGAAUCUCACUUCGCUGGCUCCCCGAGCCUCCGUCGGAGACAACCGACACCAUCGUCCUCUCAGUGGGCGCAUGGUUCCUGGACCUGCGGAUGGAUAAACAGUCUGGCAACAUUGACUGGGCAAUGGCGGGAACUCGAAUUGUAGAGAAUCCCAAUGAGUCACCCGUCAACGUGCGCUUCACUCGCGAGCUGUGCUCGUUCAACGAAAUCGGCAUGGUCGAUCCAGCCACCUUCAGCCCCCUUCCCAAUGGCGACGAUCUCGAGACAGGCGAGAUGCCCCGCACGGAUCUACCCGGUGCGCCCAUGACGGCCUUUGAAGAGGUUUGGCGCGAACUGCCUUUCCGACAGGGCCCCGAGGGCCCUGAGAGGGGCAUCUCUUGGGUGCUGGAGUCGGAUGAUAGGGAUCGUCUCACAUCCGACACCGAAGAGCCGGUGACCGUCACCAAGGUCUUCGUCGGUCGAAUCUGGGGGACGUACAUGAUCUUUCAGCAAGUUCAGACUCACUCUCGGGAAAAAGAUUCAGAGGGCAAGCUGUUUUUGCGCAGGAGUGGUGGCGAAGUCAGUGCCCGGCGAGAGGAAUGGAACGGGUCUGCCUGGGAGAAAAAAUAUGUGGUUGGACCGGAGGGAGAUGCACUGCCUUCGAUCAUGAGCGGUCUUGAUGGAGAGGGACAGGGCUCAUGGAGAGUCCCUGGAGAGGUUGUGAAAAUUUCAGAGAAACCGUUCAUUGUCCGCGCCUUUGAGGAGAUCCUAUAA